AUGAAUAUCCAGCAAAGAGAAAUAUACUUUAAAAAGACUGAUCCGUCACAGUGGUCCCUUAUCGGUUUCCUGAAAUGGAGGGCACAAUUUCCUGAUUUCUCAGUCGCGUCAAUCGAACAUAGCGCGUGGAAAAAGUUUCUUGAGGACAUCGCUAAGAAUGUCAAAGAUUCUGCGUCACAAAGGGCUAAAGAAUUGGUACUCACGUUUAAGUGCCAUUGUCAGGCCAUGAGCUCACAUAAAGCUCCUGGCAGGAUGCCUCGGUCUAUUGCUGGACACAUUUGGAUGAACGACAAAAAAUCAAAGGUGGUACAGGAAUUUUGGAAAGAACACGAAACUUUAGAAACUGUAAUGAAGGAGACCCGAUUGCAAAUUGCAAUUUCUGACUUCAAAUAUGUCGUCAAAAAAUCUGAAGAAGCGACCAUUCAUUCUGAUAUUAUUGGAAAAAGACGGUCCCGGAUUUUGGAAAAUGAAAUAAAGGAACCAUCACCAGAAAUAUAUGGAUCCUCUGAAAGUCCUGCCAUAAGUGAACUAAAUGAAACAGCCGAUGAAAAAGAUAAGGAUUCCUUCUCUGUAAUCGAUGACAAUGAUGAUUCAGAAUACACACCAAGCGAUUUUGAAGAUCAGAAUCCUCCACCACCGUUAAUGCCAUCACAGCUCAAAGAUUUUCAUAAAUACUUCACAAAUAUGAAUGAAGAUCAUAAAUGGAUUCUCACAUCUGGAAAGUGUGUUGAAGAUACUCUUUUCGAACACUGUAAGGAACUGCCAAAUGAAUCACUCUUACAUUCAUGGAUUAUUGAUCUUGAUGACCAAGAGGCGGAAGAACUAUUUACCACAGAGGAGUGGAAUGAAAUACGACACGAAGUUCAAUUACCCGAAGUGGAUGAAACGUUCGUAAAGUCUAUGAUGCGAUUUGCUGAUGUCAAAACAACGCGUGAAUUAAGGCAGGUCUUGGCAACAACAUCUUUUUUAAGAAAAGUAGAUUCUUACAGUCGAGAGAAUCAUUUCGAUGCUGAAUGGGCAGAUAUUUCUACGUAUUACGAAGAUCCUAAUGAACCAUUAAAAAGGUUACAUCUCGAGUCUUGGUAUGAUAUCAAUGUGUGGUCGCAUAUUGUUGAUCACGGUCUUUCCGAUAUAUUUGGAAUGGAAAUAGUAAGAAAAGAAUCAUCGAGUGAAGCAGUGUCUGUAAGAAAAAAUCGAAAGAGAGCGCACAAACGUUACAAGAAGGUUCCACGUAAGAAGAUGGGGUAUAAGAUGGAUGGAAUAUUUCGAACCUAUAUAAAUAAUAUUGAGUACGGAGCAAUCGAAGUAGCCAAAAAAUAUGACCAAACCAAAUUGCUGGCCGAUGGAUUUAAACUCAGCAAAGGCAUGCAUGAUAUUUUUGUAUGUUUAUGCAGAAAGGUUGAUAAUCAGGAAACCAUGAUAAGGAAGUUACAUAUCCCGGGCAUACUUCACUUGGGUCUUAAAUCGCAAAUUUUACAAAUGAGUAGCCCUAAAGGAUAUGUAGCAAUACUAAAACGGGAUAAACUUCUUGAGGUAUUGACUAGUGUUUGGAAAGUGAAGAAAACGAUCACAGAUACUAUGAAGAUAGUGCUCACUCCUCAAGAAGCAUAUGAAUUCUACAGAGAAUUGAUAGGUCAAAAGUCUCCAACGGAUGAAAUAGAUAUACCGUGGUCUCUUGAUUCUAUUGUGUAG
Diversispora eburnea is the source of this 1692-nucleotide messenger RNA. Lineage: Eukaryota; Fungi; Glomeromycota; Glomeromycetes; Diversisporales; Diversisporaceae. The record is from the annotation of a GenBank genome assembly.